Messenger RNA from Microstroma glucosiphilum, 284 nucleotides. RefSeq lists its product as hypothetical. NCBI's taxonomy places the organism in Eukaryota, Fungi, Basidiomycota, Exobasidiomycetes, Microstromatales, Microstromataceae. Bases 36 to 206 code for a protein of 56 amino acids. The record is from RefSeq and is a predicted model, not a curated record. The transcript has a single exon.
CGGCCCGACUGGGUUGGAGCGAGGGCAAGUCAGGGAUGCACUCUCCUCCCGUUAUGAGUGCAGCCGGUCCGCAACGGGGUCUGAGCAAUAAAGGGGCUCAGCCUUGGUUCAAUUCGGCUGCUUACACUUACGAUCCUAUCUUCAGGAAUCGAGCCGUCUCUACGUGGUCGACCCUAUCUACCACAGACAACGUAGUACUCAGCUAGUACCAAGCCAACUACUAAGUACCAGCAAUGUCCACUACCGUUCAAAAUGUAAAGGAAUCAGUCGUGGCUCUGUUCCAC